GGGAGCGGCCGCGCUGCCGGGCCCGGCCCCGGAGCCCCCGCCAUCGCCGCCAUGCUGCGCCCCAAGGCCCUGACCCAGGUGCUGAGCCAGGCCAACACCGGCGGGGUCCAGAGCACCCUGCUCCUGAACAACGAGGGGUCCUUGCUGGCCUACUCGGGCUACGGGGACACUGAUGCCAGGGUCACUGCUGCCAUCGCCAGCAACAUCUGGGUGGCCUAUGACAAGAAUGGGCACCAGGCCUUCAAUGAGGACAACCUCAAAUUCAUCCUGAUGGACUGCAUGGAGGGACGAGUGGCCAUCACACGGGUGGCAAACCUGCUGCUCUGCAUGUAUGCCAAGGAAACUGUUGGAUUUGGGAUGCUGAAGGCCAAGGCACAGGCGCUGGUCCAGUACCUGGAGGAGCCGCUGACGCAGGUGGCCGCGUCCUGAAGGUGCCACCGUGCCAAAGCCAUCUCCUUCAACACUGUCACCUGCCUGGCUGGGGGUGAGGGGCCCCUUGGGCACCCCCUGGAGCUCGGUCCUGCUGUGGUGUGGCCUUGAAAAAUAAGCAAAACGAAAAGAAACAAAACAGCAGGGUCGGGGGGAGGGGG
This is a messenger RNA of Apus apus (common swift), 590 nucleotides long. RefSeq names its product late endosomal/lysosomal adaptor, MAPK and MTOR activator 2 (gene LAMTOR2). Gene Ontology annotation, biological process: cellular response to amino acid stimulus; positive regulation of TOR signaling. The coding region runs from base 52 to 429 and encodes 125 amino acids. Gene Ontology annotation, cellular component: Ragulator complex. Gene Ontology annotation, molecular function: molecular adaptor activity; guanyl-nucleotide exchange factor activity. Lineage: Eukaryota; Metazoa; Chordata; Aves; Apodiformes; Apodidae. The transcript is spliced from 4 exons. The record is from RefSeq and is a predicted model, not a curated record.